AUGGAGGCCGGUAUGAAGCGCAUCGAGGAUGUCUGCGCCGACAUGCAGAUCCCCUCUCUUCGUGCGGCCGCGGACCAGGUGAUCCUCGAGUUCCAGAACUCCCCGAACGUCAUCCCCCUCGCCACGUACAUCCUUGACAACUCGCAGGACAGCAUGGCGCAGUUCCACUCGGCGGCCGCCAUCAAGCGGUGCAUCAUCCGCGAGUGGACGCACCAUUCGGCCGCCGACAAGCUCGGCCUCGUGCACUACUGCCUGAACUACUGCCUGGCCCGGAGCCAGACGUAUUUCAAUCCGAUCCGGCCGCGGCCGACGAUCUUCGGGUUCCUGGCGGAUGAGGCCGGCUCGCAGAAGCUCGGCGGGCUGAUCGACCCGCCGAGCGCCGACCCGCUGCUCCUGCUGCUGAAGCGCCUGCAGGACGACCUGUGCCUGGACGCGCGCGAGAGCCUGGACGAGCAGCAGUCCGUCAUCGCGCAGAUCAACAGCCUGGCGCGCUUCGCCAAGCGCGUGUCCGCCGCCCUCGAUGGGCGCAUCGCCCAGAUGCGUGUCAUUUCCGACAACCUCCGUGUCCUCAAUGACAUCGGCCGCUCCAUCGAUGAGGCCACCCUGCAGGCGCGCCAUGUGGUGAACACCUGCCAGCGCCUGCAUGCGCGUCUGCCGGCUCACGUGCAGAUGGACUCGAUCGCCACGGCGUGUCCGUCCCUGCGGCCGCGCGCGCUGCCGGCCGCGCGGCCCGCCACCGGCGCGGCCCCCAUCCAAAUGGCCGGCAGCCCGCCGGCCUCGGGACCGGACGCCGCGGCCGGCCCCGCGCCCUAUCCCGCCGACGAGAAUACCGCCCUGCCGGCCUCGUCACUUCCCCUGCACCAGGGGAGCAUGCUGGCCGAGCGCGCGAGCUUGGCCUCCGCCGACCCGAUUGUCGAUGCCGGGGCCGCUCCGGUGGCCACGGCCCCGAUCGGCCUCUCGCCCCCCUCGGCAACGGUCCUGUCGGCGCCCGGGGCCUCGCCCAUUGCCGGGGCCCCGGCCGGGGAAUCCGAUGACAUUGUCUUUGCCGUGCGCCGGACCAAGCCCAAGAAGGAGCGCAAGGCCGGCACCGGGCGCAACGCCAAGCGCACUUCCACCUCCGGGGAGCCGGCGGAGGAGCCGGCGGAGGAGCCGGCAGAGGAGCCGGCGGAGGAGCUGGCGGAGGAGCAGACCGGCGAGCACGUCGACGCGCCGUCGGCCCAGGAGGCACCCCGGACAGAGGCCCAGGAGUAG
Molecule: messenger RNA, 1251 nt
Organism: Fonticula alba
Lineage: Eukaryota; Rotosphaerida; Fonticulaceae
Exons: 5
Coding region: 1-1251 (416 amino acids)
Biological process (GO): protein export from nucleus
Cellular component (GO): cytoplasm; nuclear pore
Molecular function (GO): nuclear export signal receptor activity
Source: RefSeq, a predicted model, not a curated record